Molecule: messenger RNA, 5942 nt
Organism: Schistosoma turkestanicum
Lineage: Eukaryota; Metazoa; Platyhelminthes; Trematoda; Strigeidida; Schistosomatidae
Source: the annotation of a GenBank genome assembly
AUGAGUCAGGAUUUGUCAACAAGAGGAAACUUAAGGCAAAUAAUCGAAACUAUAAAAAAGGAUGAUUUAAAUACAUUCAUUAAUUUUACAAGAUCAGUGAGUGUUCUUACAACAUUUGACUAUGAUACCACUGAAGAUACGUCAGUUCGUCAAACAGGAGCUGUGAAAAUCACCGUAUUAAAGGCGGCAACAUUUCUCCACGUAGCUGCAUGGUAUUCAGCUCAUCAAAUAAUUGAUCAUAUUUUACAGAAUAAUGCGGCGUCACUCAUUGAAAAGAAAACAGUAAGCGGUUUCACUCCAUUGCAUAUUUCUGCUGGAGUUGGAGAUUUUGUGGCAGUCGAACGAUUAUGUAAAGCUGGAGCCAAUCCUGAAACUACAGAUACAAAUGGUAGAAAUGCAUUGCACCACGGUGUACUCGGUGAUCCCGAAACUGCCGUUGUUCUUUGUUGUAUUAACCAAAACUUGGUUACUGCUACAGAUUCUAAAUUUCAAACUCCUGUUCAUUAUGCUCUGGAUCCAACACGUUCAGCAUGUCACAAGUUCUUGGCUGCAUUACAUCAAGCAGUUAUGGAACCGAAGAGAGAGCGUUCAAACGCAGCUAUAGAAAAUGAUAAGAAUUUAUCGUUUACAUGGAUUCCCUUGAAUAUCAAGGCUCCUGUUUGUUUAAAGCCAUUAACAAAUCCUUCUUAUCCUGAAUUAUGUACUUGCAAUACACCUUUAAUUGAUCAUCAAGAAAUAACAAAAAAUCCUCAAUUUCUUAAUGCAUUAAGAAGUGGUAAAAUGCAAUACUACGAUUUACCGACAAAAACAUUCGGUGAUAUUGAAUUGACUACAGGUGUCUAUUCACCAAAUUUUGUUCGAGUAUCGGAUCAAACAGAUCCAGAACAUUUAAUGCAUAUUUUUACUAAAAUUUGGAAUUUAUCACGUCCUCAAUUAGUAUUGAGUUUUUACGGAGAUUAUACGGAUUCCAAAACGAUUCGUGAAAAAAUACGACGUUUAAUUUGGAAAGCUAGUGAAUCUACAAAAACAUGGGUUAUCACUGAUGGCAUGAAACGUGGCUUAUCAGUUGUAGCUAGCGGGGCAGUAAAAGAUUUCAUUCAAGCUUAUGGAGAAGGUCAAGUUGAAGCUGUCGGAAUAGUACCUUGGAAAAUGAUAUCAGACAACAAAGUAUUUGUACCCGAUGAUUAUUCCGGAUUUCCCUCUGCAGCAUUCUCCUCAACUGCAACAGAUACCAAUAAACAUUUCGUUUUAGAUCCUAAUCUAACUCAGUAUAUUUUUGUAGAUACUGCUAAACAACUUGUACCACAUUACGAAUAUAAUUUUAGAGCUUCAAUAGAAUUAAUCCUCAAAAAGUGGAAUUUAAUUCCAGACAGCUCAUCACAAAUCUUCGCAGAAGCUCCAAUUCAAGCUUGUGCAUUUCUUUCCGGUGGAGACGAAUCAACAUUGAAGGCAAUAUAUGGAACAAUGCAAAAUACAAUUCCUGUUGUACUUUUGAAAGAUACUGGCAGACUUGCGGAUAUUAUCAUUCAGUGUAUUGAAGAUACUGAACUUGGGUCUAAGGCUACAUAUAAAAAAUCAAUCAGUGAAGGGUCAAUUGGAACGGAAACAUUUCAACUAUCAUCUGCAAAUAUUAAACAAACUAUGGAAUAUUAUUGGGAUCAAAUUACACAUCCAGAGUUAUCUGUAUUAAUGAUUCAAGAAAUCUUGGAGAAAACAUUUUUAUUUAGUAUUUGUGAAGCAGAAAGUGAAGAUGAACAUGGUGAAUUAGAUUAUCAUCUUUUAUCUUUAAUAAUGAAUCCUUCUAUGAAGGAGAAUGAAAAACCUGAUGAACUAAACGAAACUCUUCUUUCCAUUGCUAUUGCAUUAAAUAGAAGUGACAUUGCCAGGGAUAAAGUAUUUAUAGAAGGAUUGAAGUGGGAUAAUUCCAAAUUAGUAAAACAUAUGAAUUCAUUAUUAUUAUCAAACAAAGUACAAUUCAUUUGUGUAUUUAUCGAGAAAGGAUUUUUAUUAUCGAAUUAUUUAACUGCGGAAACACUUCAGCUGCUUUAUACUCAAUCAAUUCAUUCAGAACAUCCUGGUGAAACUUUGAUUAAUGUGAUUCGUGGAUUUGUUAAGAUUCCAGAUCAGAUUAGUCUUUAUUUGAUUGGUCGUGCAUUGCGUGAACUUAUUGGUAGACAAUUUUGCCCGACUUAUUUGGCUCCUCACUUUUUCUUAAUAACUACUGGUGCGCCAAAAUCACAAAUAUUUGAAAAUCCUGCAACUGAUUUAUUUAUAUGGGCUUUAUUGACUGAACGAUCGGAAUUAGCCGAUUAUUUUUGGACACAAGUUCAAGAUCCACUUCCUGCUGCAUUGUUUGCUGCUUUAUUACUACGGCGUUUAGCAAUGAAUGCAACAUCUUUGGUAACUAGAGAAGGGAUGUUUGAAUAUUCAAGAUCUUUUGAAUCGAAAGCUUACAGUUUAUUAACUGAAUGCUUUAACGACAAUCAAAGUCUUUCAUUUAGAACAAUUGUACUUGAAAGAAAAUUAUUUGGACACAUGUCAUGUCUUAUGCUAGCUGCUGAAGGCAAAUCCAUGAGUUUUAUUUCACAUCAGUGCUCUGAACAAUACCUUGAACGUGUUUGGAAUGGAAUCAUUGAUCCAAGAUCAGGAAUGUUUCCGUUUAUUGUAGCAUUAAUAAUUGGCAUAACCUUACCUCCAUUAGUACCAUUGUCAUUGAAAUUCAAAGUUAAAGAGAAUGAAGCUAGUAAAUUGGAAACAGAUAAAAAAUCUAAAAUGUCAUCCGAUAGAAAAUUGUCUACAGAUGCCAAAAGACAACCAUAUGAAGCCUCUCAAAGUGCCAGAAACUCAUUAUCUUUAUAUUUUCAAAAGCUUCAAGGAUUUUAUAUAUCACCUUGUGUACGAUUUUCAUAUACAACAAUCUCCUACAUUGCAUUUUUAUGCUUUUUUACCUACGUUUUAUUAUUUACUGUUGACCUACUCUUACCCGUGUAUUCAUUUCAAAAUGUUCUUUUAUAUAUAUGGGUGAUUUCUUUUAUUGCAGAACAUAUACGUCAUGGAAUAUUCGGUGGAAUUCCAUUUAAAAUAUAUUUAACGAAAUUGUGGAAAUGUUUGGAAAUUAUGGCUAUUGUUAUAUUUAUACUUGGUACAGCAUUGCAACUUUUAGUAUUGACUGAAGAAGCUGAAAGAUUAUCAUUUACACCAGUGAAUCCAGCUAGUGCUAUUCAAGAAGCUUUAUUACAAUUGGCAAGAAUAUUUUACGGACUUUCAUUGUGUAUAUUCUAUCAUCGUAUUUUAGAAUUAUUUACAGUUAAUAUACGUUUAGGACCAAUGGUUAUUAUGGUACAAUCUAUGAUUGUUCGUGAUUUAAUUCCAUAUUUGGCUUUGUUCACUGUUGUCUUAACUGGAUUUGCAAUAUUACAAUGGGUUACCGCAUAUCAAUCAACGGCUAGUUUAAAUCCAGUGACAAAUUUAUUCACUGUGUUCAAAGCUUUACAACUGGCCUAUUUUCAAGUGUUCGGUGAAUAUGGAAUGGAUACUUUAACCGGUGAAGUUUUAUUGGAUUCUUGUAAAAAUGAUAAAAUUAAUUGUCCUGGAGGCUGGUCUACUUGGCUAUCACCGAUACUUCUUGGAGUAUAUGUAAUACUUACUCAAGUUUUACUUCUCAAUCUUGUUAUUGCUAUGUUUGCCUCUACUUAUAUGAGAAUUGAAUCAGCAUCAACGAAAUAUUGGGCGUUACAAAGAUAUCAUAUAGUGGGAGAAUAUGUGGAUCGUUCACCGAUUCCACCACCUCUGAACUUGAUAUGGUAUAUCUACUUAAUAAUACGUUAUAUUAUAAGAGGUUGCAAGAAAAAUCCAUUGAAAAUUAACAAUCCUUUUAAAAAAUCCUAUGAACCUGGAUCAGCUCAAGAAGUACGUCUUACACAUUGGGAAAGAUUACGUUUCUGGGAUUAUGAUCGAUAUAUUAUUCAAGGUAAAAAACGGAAACAAAAAGGCGGUGGAAAAAUGGUCAGUGUCCGAACUACAGUAAUGCAAAUGAACAGAGGUGCGGAAAUGUCAUCAGAAAUAGCUACAGCUAUCACAACAUAUUACAAUACAACACACGAUUUUCUAACAAGAGUUGAGUCAAAAACUGAAAGACUUAAAACUGUUGAAGAUAAAGUUGACAAAGUAAUAAAUUUAAUCAAAGAAUUAAACUUACAGAAAUCACAACCGACGGAAACACAACCUAAACAACAAGCAGGUAUGGAUUCAUCUCUUGAUUCACGACUUGAAAGAAUUCUUGUAGCUACAGAAAAACCAAGUAAAACCUAUUCCAGGUCAAGAUCUACUGAUCAAACAAAAGUAAGAUUGAUUGAAACAACAAAAAGCAGUCAGGUGGCUGUUUUCGAAAAACGAUCACACAAAUAUGCAGCAUUCGUACCCCCAACAGCUGAUCGCACACCUCGUCUAUUCCCGUAUCCAAUACCAUGGGAUAGACAGUCACGGAAACCUAUGUGUUUAGGCUGGAAACCUCCAGUUUACUCAAUUGAAGGAUGGACUGAACCAAGGAAUUUCUCUGAAAUUUCAGAAGAAAGAAAACGUAUGUUUCAAACACCGAUUCCGAAUGUUCCUCCACCUGAUCCAAUAACUGGAUGUCCUAGAAAUCCCGGUGGUCGUACUGGAGUUAAUGGAAAAGGACAUUUACCUCAAUGGGGCGCAAAUUCAGCCAUUAUAAUAAUCAUAACACGACAACCAAACGAUUCGAAGGACACACCUGAGAGCGCUUUUAAAGUUGUUGUGUAUAAAAAUCCACUAGGCUCUCAACUUCCAUGGUUUCUUGUACAACAUCCAACUGACUGUAAUCGGACAGCGUGUAUAAACGAAAUAUUUGAUAUUGUUACGAAGAGUCGUAUGAAGCGCUUAGCAAAAUCAAUGCCAAUAAAGAAAACAAUUUUAGGAGAAACUUUGAAAAAAUUCAUUAGCUUAACUACAAAAAUUAUUUUUACUGGAUAUUUGGAUGAUGCAAUCAAUACAGAUAACGCCUGGAUCGAACCAACUGUAGUCCAUAAACAUAUUUCUGAUCCUGAUUUCGAUUAUGAUGGACUUCUCCAGCUACUUACUCCAGAAGGAGUCAAUGCAGUAUGGUUAGAUUCAACAGAUACAGUAGGCAUGAGAUCGAGUCAUGAGAGAAUUCUUCGCAAAAUUGGAAAACGAAUAAAAUCUUCCAGUUUAGAAAUGUCAAAAACCAAAAAGGAAGUCACUUUCCACGAGUAAUUUAAACAGAGACAAACGAAACAUCAUCCGAACUUCAUAACUGGUUAGUAUCUAGAUUUUCACAUAAUUAACUGUAAUUCUGUUGUAUUUUUAAAAACAGAUUUGAACAUGUAUAUUAUUCUACCAUUUUGAUAAGCAAUAGCAAUAUUUCAUUAUUGAAUUCCAAGGGAAAAAGAUUCUCACAUUUGUACAGUAAGAUUUCUGAGUAAAGCUAUUAGAAAUUCAUGCAGUUAAUGUACAACUUUUGGUGAUUCCCUUUUUCAAUUCGAGUAGAUUCAUCAUGAUGAUCAUCUACGACCAAACAUCUUUGAUAUAUCCCUCUUUGGUUCCCUACUUUACGUUCUAUCUAGCUAGUAUUGUAAAAGUUUAUAAAAAGAUAAACUUUGACUACUCAGAUAUGUACUUCUUAUUACCAUUAUUCGAUGUUGUCUUUUCUUCUUUCUAAUUUUUUUUGCAAUAUGAAUAUUGAUAAUGUAAACACUACCUUUUGUGAGCUGAGUUUGUUGUCUGCAUGAUCUCCCGAACGACCUAGACAAUUUGACGCCUAGAACCAAUGGAUUUUUUUUGAACAAAAUAAUUUAUACAUCAAUGACAACUAAUAAAAACACAAACAGUGAGUGUGGUAAGCGAAGUUAAUGUUGUUAGUCAUAUACUAAACGUAUGAACCAAAAUUUCUGCCUUAAGAAGUU